AUGGCGACCCGUGGGCUUUCGAUCGACGGGGUCAGAUUUCGAGAUGCCCAAGGGCGUGAAGUGACUUUUCGCGGCAUCAACGUCGCUGGAGACUGCAAACUCCCACGUCACCCAAGCCAACCCUCUCACGAAUUCGACAACUUCUUCGACGCCAAAAAUGUGUCCUUCGUGGGACGCCCUUUCACAGAGGAGGAGGCACAUAUACACUUCGCGAGAAUUAAGAGAUGGGGCUACAACCUCGUUCGGUACAUAUUCACUUGGGAAGCGCUGGAACAUGCUGGACCGGGCCAAUACGACGAGGAGUUUAUAGACCAUACCAUCAAAAUCCUGCGAAUAGCAAAGUCCUACGGACUCUAUGUCUUCAUGGAUCCUCAUCAGGAUGUCUGGUCCAGGUUUACCGGCGGGUCUGGCGCACCUCUUUGGACUCUGCAUGCUUGUGGGCUGGACCCAGAGACCUUUGCAGUAAAUCAAGCUGCUGUCGUUCACAAUGCUUGGCCGGAUCCCGCACAGUUUCCCAAGAUGCUAUGGCCGACAAACUACACCCGCCUGGCGACUGAGACGACGUUCACCUUGUUUUAUGCUGGCCGGGACUUUGCACCGAACGCUAUCAUAGAUGGCAAGAACAUCCAGGACUACUUGACAGACCAUUUCAUUUCAGCGUGUACACAUCUGGCCCAGAGAAUCCAUGAUGCUGGCGGUCUGGAGGACGAAUGCAUUAUUGGGUGGGAAACGAUGAAUGAGCCGCAUCGAGGUUUGAUCGGUUGGGAAGACCUUAACGCGCUGCCUGAAGACCUCAAGAUGAGGAAGGGAACAAUGCCAACCCCGUGGCAAUCCAUUCUCACAGGGGCGGGGCGUGCCACAGAAGUCGAUGUCUACGACUUUAGCACCUUUGGGUCAUACAAGAGUGGUCGGGAACUGGUGGAUCCGGAGGGAACGUCGGCGUGGCUGUCGACAGAUUUCGAUGACACACAGUACGGAUGGAAGAGAGACCCAGGCUGGAGACUGGGCGAGUGUCUAUGGGCUCAGAACGGCGUCUGGGAUCCAAGCCAAGACCAACUGUUGAAGCCUGAGUAUUUCGCGUCCAUACCCAAGUCUGGAGAGAAAUUGGACUAUCUCAAAUACACCAACAUCUAUUACAUGCAUCAUUUUCGGAAGUACAGAGAUGCUAUUCGGUCGGUACACAAGAACUGCUUGAUUUUGGUGCAGUCGGCUGUUCUUGAGAUACCUCCGAGCAUCAAAGGCACUGUCGACGAUGACACGAGACUGGUCUUUUCCACACAUUACUACGAUGGCAUCACGCUGCUCCAGAAACACUGGAACAAAUACUACAAUGUUGACGUCUUUGGCAUACUGCGCCACAAAUACUCCAAUCCUGUGUUUGCUGUUCGGCUCGGCGAGACCGCGAUUAGGAACUGUCUAAGGGACCAGUUGAAGGCGAUACGUGACGAAGGGGUGAGUUAUCUCGGAGAUCACCCAACACUUUUCACAGAGAUUGGGAUCCCCUUCGAUAUGGAUGAUAAGUACGCCUAUAAAUCCGGUGACUAUUCAAGCCAAAUCUCAGCCUUGGACGCAAACCAUUUCGCCCUGGAAGGGUCUGGGGCUCAGGGGUUUACCUUAUGGACUUACGUCGUUGAAAACAAUCAUCAAUGGGGCGACUUAUGGAAUGGCGAAGAUCUCUCCAUUGUCUCAGUCGAUGAUCCUCUCCUUCCAAGCGCCUCAACAUUGUCUGCCCUACCCUCUGCCAACCCCUCCACAGCAUCUCUGGGCCAGCAAUCAUCAAGCACCACACUGUCUGACUCGACCACAAUAAACCCAUCCAACCUCAAAGACGCACUACUAACUCCUCGGAUCGAUCAAACCCCCCAAGCCACAUCGAGCACGGCGGAGGGGACCGUGGGUUUCCGUGCCGCCGAGGCAUGGGUUCGGCCCUCUCCGAUUGCAACGGUCGGCGACGUCGUGAAUUACGGCUUCGAUCUGAAAUCCGUGACCUUCACAUUCUCCCUGACUUGCGACAGUGCAACCAAAGAAUCCGUUCCGACCGAAAUCUUCCUCCCCGAGUUCCAUUUCCCGCCCGGUAAAACGCAGGUGGAGGUCAGUGGCGGGCGAUGGAGGAUCGACGCGGUGGAUGUCGAUGGUGAAGGCAUGCAGGUUAUGAAAUGGUGGCACGGCGCCGGCGAACAGAGCAUGACCGUGAAGGGCAUGAAGAGGAAACCCGGGGCGUUCAACGAGGAGGAUGAUUCGGAAGCUGGGUAUCUGGAAACAAUGCGGGAGAGCUGCUCGGUGAUGUGA
This is a messenger RNA of Fonsecaea erecta, 2289 nucleotides long. RefSeq lists its product as hypothetical. Gene Ontology annotation, molecular function: steryl-beta-glucosidase activity. Lineage: Eukaryota; Fungi; Ascomycota; Eurotiomycetes; Chaetothyriales; Herpotrichiellaceae. The record is from RefSeq and is a predicted model, not a curated record. The transcript has 2 exons. Gene Ontology annotation, biological process: carbohydrate metabolic process; ergosteryl 3-beta-D-glucoside catabolic process. Bases 1 to 2289 code for a protein of 762 amino acids.